Messenger RNA from Cuculus canorus (common cuckoo), 1985 nucleotides. RefSeq names its product ArfGAP with FG repeats 1 (gene AGFG1). Gene Ontology annotation, cellular component: cytoplasmic vesicle. The transcript has 15 exons. Gene Ontology annotation, molecular function: GTPase activator activity. Lineage: Eukaryota; Metazoa; Chordata; Aves; Cuculiformes; Cuculidae. The coding region runs from base 91 to 1905 and encodes 604 amino acids. The record is from RefSeq and is a predicted model, not a curated record.
CCCUCCCCGUCCCUUCCCUCCCCCCGCCGCCGGGCCCGCAGCGCCUCGGCCGCCGCGCCGUGAGCGGGGCCCGCGCCGCCCGGCGGGGCCAUGGCCGCCAGCGCCAAGCGGAAGCAGGAGGAGAAGCACCUGAAGCUGCUGCGGGAGAUGAGCAGCCUCCCGCCCAACCGCAAAUGCUUCGACUGCGACCAGCGCGGCCCCACCUACACCGACAUGACGGUGGGCAGCUUCGUCUGCACCUCCUGCUCCGGCAUCCUACGGGGCUUGAAUCCACCCCACAGAGUGAAGUCGAUUUCAAUGACUACUUUCACACAACAGGAAAUAGAAUUUCUGCAGAAACAUGGAAAUGAAGUGUGCAAACAGAUUUGGCUAGGCCUAUUUGAUGAUAGAUCAUCAGCAAUUCCAGACUUCAGGGAUCCACAGAAAGUAAAGGAAUUUCUACAAGAAAAAUAUGAAAAGAAAAGAUGGUAUGUUCCUCCUGAGCAAGCAAAGGUGGUGGCAUCAGUCCAUGCAUCCAUAUCGGGGUCUUCUGCUAGUAGUACAAGCAGCACGCCGGAGGUGAAGCCGCUCAAAUCUCUCUUGGGAGAAGCUGCACCCGCACUGCACUUAAACAAGGGCACACCUAGCCAAUCUCCUGUUGUAGUUCGAUCUCAAGGACAGCAGCAACAAGAAAAGAAACAAUUUGACCUCCUCAGCGACCUUGGCUCAGAUAUCUUUGCUGCUGCUCCUCCUCAGUCAACUGCUACAGCAAAUUUUGCUAAUUUUGCACACUUCAACAGUCAUACAGCGCAGAACUCUGCAAAUGCAGAUUUUGCAAACUUUGAUGCAUUUGGACAGUUUAGUGGCUCGAAUAAUUUUGGCGGUUUCCCCACAGCAAGUCAGUCUGCUUUUCAGCCCCAAAAUACAGCGUUCAGAACGCUUUCAUCUAGCUGCAGUUUUGGUGAAUUUACUUCAGCUUUUCCUCUCCAGGCUGUACACAGUGGAAGUGCUGGAUCUGUGAAUGCUAACUUUGCUCACUUUGAUAACUUCCCCAAAUCCUCCAGUGCUGAUUUUGGAGCCUUCAAUGCUUCUCAGAGCAACACGACAGCAGCUGCAGCCAGUAAAGCUGCAGUGAAUAAACUGAAUCUCCAGUCAGCUGACAAAUACGCUGCUCUUGCUAAUUUAGAUAAUAUCUUCAGUGCAGGGCAAGGUGGUAGUGAGCAAGGAAGUGGCUUCGGUACAGUAGUGUCAGCAUCAGCAGGUCCUGCGUUGUCAGCCCCAAACCAGUCAAGUGCAUCUUCAGACAAGUAUGCGGCCCUAGCAGAAUUGGACAGUGUGUUCAGCUCCACAGCAACCUCUAGUAAUGCAUACACUUCCACCAGUAACAUCAGCAGCAAUGCUUUUGGAACAGUACCUGUGGCGGCUACUGCACAGACACAGCCUGCAUCUUCAAGUGUGCCUGCUCCAUUUGGAGCAACACCUUCCACAAAUCCAUUUGUAGCUGCCCCUGUUGCCCCAGUGGCACCUUCAACAAAUCCAUUCCAGACCAAUAGCCGAGGAGCAACAGGCCUCUCGGGAGCAAUGCACUCUCACAUAUUUCCUCAGGCUCAUUUUGCAGCAACAUUUGGUACUGCAUCCCUGAGCAUGCCUGCAGGAUUUGGAACUCCUGCCUCCUACAGUCUUCCUACUAGUUUUAGUGGCAACUUCCAGCAGCCCACGUUCCCAACCCAGGCAGCUUUCCCUCAACAGACUGCUUUUGCUCAGCAACCAAAUGGAGCAGGUUUUGCUGCAUUUGGACAGGCAAAGCCUGUAGUAACUCCUUUUGGACAAGUUGCAGCUGUUGGAGUAUCUAGUAACCCUUUUAUGGCUGGUGCACCAACAGGACAAUUUCCAACAGGAAGCUCAUCAACCAAUCCUUUCUUAUAGCCUUAUAGACACUUUACCCAAAAGAACUUUUAUGUGGUCACAUAACAUCUCUGCGCCUCUUGCACUGUUGUCUUGUUUCA